AUUUUCUCAUUCAGAUCGAACGAUCCUAUCCGACCGGCUCAGUUCCGUUAGGUCUGCGCCACAGCGAAUCCUUUUCAUUUGUCCAUCUUUUCAUAUAUAUCGUGGUGAAGAUUUAGCUGUGUAAACUAUCAAUCUUUUCAUCAUCAUUAUUUGAAUAUACACAUGCUUAAUUUAUUGUUUUCAUCGUUUUUCCUGUCAUUUCUUCAAUUAUUCUUCGAUUUUCUACUGUCUUGUUUUGUUGGGUAGUUUGUUGGUUGAAUAUUGAACUCUUCUUAAUUUUCUAUUUAUCAGCAAAGGAAGGGUUUGGAUCUGCUUAAGUAUUACUUGUUUAAUGAAAUCAGCUAACUCUAAUUAGUAGUUUCCAUACAUUGUCUCUGUCGCAAGGAAGAAUGGCAGGCAAAGGAAAGAAGAAAAUAACUGGAGCGGAUGAAGCAGGAAACAAAGGAGGACCAGGGCGUCCGCCACUGUCUCAAGAAGAAAAGAUGAUAAAGAAAAAGGAGAAAAAUGAAAAGAGCAAAGCAAUUCGGGCAUAUAAGAAGUGUGAAUUCAGUAGGCUUCGACAAGAGGAAAAAGUGUUCAAGGACUUUUGUGAGGAAAAUGGACUGACAGAAGUGUACCAAAACUUUCGUGAAAAGUGCAAGAAAAGAACUGAAGAAAGUUCAAAGGGUACGGAAGAGCAAACAAGAGAGUUCAAUGACGAAUUCGACAAGCUUGCUGCUGAAGUUUUUUCGGAUUUUGGAGCAAACAUACCAUAUGAGGAGGGACUUCAACUACUUAUACAAUAUUAUUCUGAGGACCAGGCAGCAGCUGUUGAGGAGCUUGUUUGGUUUGAUGGGAGGGGAGGGGAGGGAAAGGGAGUUCCCUCUGUUUCUCUCAAACCAAACAGGGUAGUAUCAUGGACUUACUGUUUUAACAUGUUUCUUAACUUGCAGAACCGUGAAAUGUUGGAAGGAAACUUAAAGGCUGGACCCUCAAAUGUUGACUCGAAUUCUGGUGGAGAAUGGCAGUCUAGCACUACUUUGAUAACUGGUGUUGUCGCCGAUUCUAGUAGCGCUGGAGGUCAUGGUGGAAUAGGGCCGAAGUUAGGCACCCCAUUUGAGCAAGCAUGGGAAUUAAAGAGGAAGAGAGAGGAAGAACUGGAUGAAGCUCGUAGGGGCAAAAGGCCUGCAACUGCUGACAAUUACACUCCACCUCAUCCUCCAAUUGAUGGUUCUCAACCUAGUGGGUUUAUGGCUGAUGCUCGCCGCCAGACUUCCCCUCAGUCAGCUGCUGCACAUCUUUUCUCUACCUCAGCAUGGGCAUCUCAGUGGGAGGAGAGGUUAAGGAAGUUAACUGGUGAGCCUGUGCCGGGGGUUAACAAUGGAGCCCAUGCAAUUAUGGACGAUUUUGUGAAGCUGGUUCUGGGGUCCUCUAUCUCUCAUGCAAUUUAUCUGGCGAAGCAAUAUGAGAAGCUCCAAGUCAAAGAUGCUGAAAUAAGAAAGCAGGAACAAGAAGUUUUAGCAGCUGCUUCUAUUGAUGCCAACCCUAAAUUCAAGGAAAAGAAGAAAGAAGCAGACGACCUGAAAAAACAAGUAGAGGAGCUGCAGGAGGAAGUUAGCAAACUUCAGGCUGAACUGGCAAAGAAGGAUGAGAUUAUUUCCAAGGAUGUAUUUAAGCAGAACCUGGCUGCCGUAUCCCUUGGCUGGAAUUUAAUGAAGAAGUUUCUGGAGUCCAUGGAUGCUGGUACGGAGUUGCUUAACCUGUCUCUCUUGGACACCAUUAAGCACCAUCCUCCUCUUCUUCACCAGUUCAACGAGGGUCUGACUUCAAUAGGUCAGGGACAUACUGAUAUUGAUGACACAUUUUGCAUCCCGUUCGAUCUACCAGUGGUUGUGUCGGACCCCUUUGUUUCGGAUCAGUUCACCCAGACUGUCAAUACGGAAGGUGAGCUCAUCGGCUUUGGCCCUCCAGGAGAUCCUAAUGUUGUCAUCUUAAGUGCCAAUAGUCCUCCGCUUCAGACUGCAAAUACCGGAACUAACAAUUUGGACCAGGAGGACAAUAUUGCUAAUCGGGAGAAUAAAGCUGCAGAGGCUGACAACUCAGGAAUGGGCGCUGAUGCCACCUGUGGAUCGUGGUAUCCUUGAAUUCCUCCCUUUUUACAUCUGAAUAAUAGUUUGGAAUGCAUUCGUACUUGCUUAAUUUGAACAAUUUCAUUGCCCCUGGCUCCUGCGCCGUAUAGCCCAGAAAACUGAUAG
Rubroshorea leprosula is the source of this 2234-nucleotide messenger RNA. The record is from the annotation of a GenBank genome assembly. Lineage: Eukaryota; Viridiplantae; Streptophyta; Magnoliopsida; Malvales; Dipterocarpaceae.